AUGGCCGAUGUCGAAGUGAUUCCAAAGGAAGAGGCGGGCAAAGUUAAUUUAAAAUAUGCAAAACGAAGUCAUCGGCAUGGACGACAUGCUCCACAGUAUUUUAAAGAAGGACAAAUAAUUGAUUGUAAAUUUCGAAUCGAUAAAAUGAUCGGUGGCGGUGGAUUUGGUCAAAUUUAUCGUGUCACCGAUGAACGUACCAAAUCAGUAUUGGCGAUAAAAAUUGAACCGGAAGAUCAUGAACCGGGUCGAAUGAUACUCGAGCAAAAGGUGAUGCUAAAGCUUCGGGGAACACCGCAUAUACCACAAUUUUAUGCAAGUGGUAAUUUUUGUGGUUAUAAUUUUAUCGCUAUGCAAAUAUUGGGCAAAAAUUUGAGUGAACUAAGAAAGCAUCAGCCAAAGAGACGUUUAAGCAUUUCAACAGUUUCUCAUGUGGGACUGCAAUCGGUGACAGCUUUAAAAGCUGUCCACGAUAUUGGAUAUAUUCAUCGGUACAUGGAUUUGUGGUUUGUAAAGAGGCAAAAGAAAAAUUUAAGUUUGAAUUUAUUUCAAAAGAUGGUACAUGUGACAAGAGACAAUGCAAUACAACGAAUAUUUUGCUGUAUAAUUUUGCAAGAUGUAAAACCUUCGAAUAUUUGCAUUGGGCUGCACCCGCACAGACGAACAAUUUAUAUUGUUGAUUUUGGUAUGGCUCGACAGUACCGCUUUGAUGACGGUGUGGUACGGAAAGAGAGGUAUUAUGCUGGUUUCCGUGGAACCGUAAGGUAUGUAUCCGUAACGGUACACGAAAGACGUGAUCAGGGUCCGGUCGAUGAUUUCUGGAGUUUAUUUUAUUCGUUGGUUGAGCUUAUUCAAGGUUCUUUGCCAUGGAGUGCAUUUGUAGAGCCGGAUGAAAUUGCAAAAUUCAAGAAGAAUGUCAUUUUUGAUGAAUUUGGAAGAUUAGUACCAAAGGAAAUGGAAACAAUAAUGAAACAUUUGUCGCAGUUGCAUUACCAUCAAAUUCCCAAUUAUGAACUACUUACAACGGAACUUAAUAAAAUGUUACCAAAAAAUAUGCCAGAAGAUUUGCAAUAUGACUGGGAAACAACACAAAGUGACAUAAAUUAA
Molecule: messenger RNA, 1104 nt
Organism: Brugia malayi
Lineage: Eukaryota; Metazoa; Nematoda; Chromadorea; Rhabditida; Onchocercidae
Product: Protein kinase domain containing protein
Exons: 8
Coding region: 1-1104 (367 amino acids)
Biological process (GO): signal transduction; peptidyl-serine phosphorylation
Cellular component (GO): nucleus; cytoplasm
Molecular function (GO): ATP binding; protein serine/threonine kinase activity
Source: RefSeq, a predicted model, not a curated record